AAAAUUAUCUAAAGUAUUGAUUCAACUUCUCGGUGAUAAUUCAAUGUCAUAAAUAAUUCUUUAAAUUCGAAGCAGACGACGUGCUCACUGUCAAUGGAUCCGCGUACGAGGAGUAGGCGUGCCAUAAAAAGUGUUCAUGUGCUGUCUCUCGAUUCAGUCGGUUUUAAGUCGUCAGCCAAGUGAUACGGUUCAGUUUAUCUCAAGUUUACAAUUUACGUGGCAUCACUACUAACAGGAACAUGUGUGGAAUCUUUGCAUACCUCAACUAUCUCACUCCGAAGACCAGGAAGGAAAUUCUUGAGCUACUUGUUGGUGGGCUCAAGAGACUGGAGUAUCGUGGUUAUGACUCAGCUGGUGUUGCCCUGGACUCUCCUGAUGGCAAGGAUAUCUCCAUCAUUAAGAAGCAGGGAAAGGUCAAAGCUCUAGAGGAUGAAAUCUUUCAUCGUACCAAUCUUGACUUUGAGGGCUCCACUAAUAGCCAUGUUGGCAUUGCUCAUACUCGUUGGGCCACUCAUGGUGUUCCAUCCGAGGUUAAUUCUCAUCCUCAGAGAUCAGACAAUGAACAAACUUUUGUCGUUGUUCACAAUGGAAUCGUCACGAAUUACAAGGAAGUCAAGACUCUUCUCCAGCAUAGAGGAUAUGUAUUUGAAAGUGAAACUGAUACGGAAAUUAUUGCCAAGCUGAUUCAUCAUCUCUGGGUUCAACAUCCGACUUACUCUUUCCGCGAGUUAGUUGAACAGGUCGUCCAGCAAUUGGAGGGAGCAUUUGCCUUGUGUUUCAAAAGCAAAUAUUUUCCCGGCGAAUGUGUUGCUACCAGAAGAGGAUCCCCAUUGCUGGUUGGUAUCAAGACCAAGACCAGAUUGGCUACCGAUCAUGUACCGAUUCUCUAUGGAAAAGAUGACCUCCCACGCUCACCCAAAGACAGUGAUGCAGCGUCUCAAGAUCACAGACCUCAUGGACGUACUACUGACUUGCCCGUGAUACCGCGAAGUGACAGUACUUCAGAAUUUCAACCCCUGGAGGAUAAGGAAGUCGAGUACUUCUUUGCGUCAGAUGCCAGUGCCGUCAUUGAGCACACGAAUCGCGUCAUCUUCCUCGAGGACGAUGACGUGGCGGCCGUUAAGGAAGGUGCCCUUAGCAUUCAUCGUCUUCGUCGUUGCAUGGAUGAUCCUCAUGCUCGUGAGAUCACCACCCUGAAGAUGGAGAUUCAGCAGAUCAUGAAAGGCAACUACGAGUACUUUAUGCAAAAGGAAAUCUUCGAACAGCCAGAGUCUGUUGUCAAUACCAUGAGAGGACGUUUGAAUUUCCAGGAUAAUUCUGUUACCCUUGGUGGAAUUAAAGAUUACAUUCCUGAGAUUAAGAGGUGUAGGCGUCUCAUGUUGAUUGGUUGCGGAACCAGUUAUCAUUCUGCCAUUGCUACCAGACAACUUUUGGAGGAGCUCACCGAGCUGCCUGUCAUGGUCGAACUGGCUUCUGACUUUCUGGAUAGAAAUACUCCAGUCUUCAGGGAUGAUGUUUGUUUCUUUAUUUCUCAGUCUGGUGAAACUGCUGAUACCCUGAUGGCUCUUCGUUACUGCAAAAGUCGUGGAGCACUUAUUGUUGGUAUCACAAACACUGUGGGAAGUAGUAUCUGCCGCGAGUCACAUUGUGGCGUUCACAUUAAUGCUGGACCUGAAAUUGGUGUUGCCAGUACAAAGGCUUAUACUUCACAAUUCAUCUCCUUGGUGAUGUUUGCUCUUGUGAUGAGCGAGGACAGAAUUUCCCUUGGUACAAGACGCCAGGAGAUCAUAGAAGGCUUGAAGAACCUGGACAAUCAGAUUCGCGAGGUAUUGAAGCUGGAUGACAAAGUCAAGGAACUGGCCAAGUCACUCUUCCAACAUAAGUCACUCCUGAUUAUGGGUAGAGGAUACAACUUUGCCACCUGUAUGGAAGGCGCCCUGAAAGUCAAAGAGUUGACUUACAUGCACAGCGAAGGUAUCAUGGCAGGUGAACUAAAGCAUGGACCUCUGGCUCUUGUCGAUGACUCCAUGCCAGUGAUCAUGAUUGUCAUGAGAGAUCCAGUAUAUGUUAAAUGUAUGAAUGCUCUUCAGCAAGUGACGGCUCGUGAGGGCAGACCAAUUGUCAUUUGCGAGGAGAGAGACCAGGACACAAUAUCCUUUGCCGACCGUGUUCUCGAGGUGCCCAAGACUGUCGACUGUCUUCAGGGUGUUCUCACUGUAAUUCCCAUGCAGCUACUGUCAUUCCACAUCGCAGUAUUACGUGGCUGCAAUGUUGACUGUCCUCGUAAUUUGGCCAAAUCGGUCACAGUCGAGUAG
Cephus cinctus (wheat stem sawfly) is the source of this 2315-nucleotide messenger RNA. RefSeq names its product glutamine--fructose-6-phosphate aminotransferase [isomerizing] 2. NCBI's taxonomy places the organism in Eukaryota, Metazoa, Arthropoda, Insecta, Hymenoptera, Cephidae. Gene Ontology annotation, molecular function: L-glutamine:D-fructose-6-phosphate transaminase (isomerizing) activity; carbohydrate derivative binding. Gene Ontology annotation, biological process: fructose 6-phosphate metabolic process; carbohydrate derivative biosynthetic process; UDP-N-acetylglucosamine metabolic process. The transcript is spliced from 15 exons. The record is from RefSeq and is a predicted model, not a curated record. Bases 240 to 2315 code for a protein of 691 amino acids.